AUGUCCAAUUACUACGAUCUAGACGAUAUAUUAGCCGAUGGGGAGAAAGUACCCUGUAAAUUCAAUAUUACUGUUCCAGGACUAGGUUAUCUACAAGGUAACCCUGGAAAGCCAAUCGAGAAAGAUACCAAGAUUGAAUUGCCAUUUUGGUUAGCAGAGAUCUUGGCAGUUUGUAUAGUGCUGGAUGAAUCACAACAAAGUUUCAUUGAUAUGAUUGAUCCUGAGUUCAUAAAUAGCAAAGUUGUCAAUGCUAUAAAGUCAAAUCCUACUUCGGUCGACCUACAUAAAUUGUUACCUCAUUAUUACAAAUUAAUCGAAAAAUGGUGUCUGAUGUUCAGUGACGAACAGCUCAUAGACAAUGUCAUGAAUAUGUUAAAGGAAAGGUCGUUUGAAAUCAAUAGUUUUGCAAACAAUGUCAAUAAGCAAGUUAAUAGCGAAUUUAUUUACACCUUGGAUGAGUUUGAAAAGAAGUUGUUUAAGCAAACAAGCGAGAGUAAUAAGUUAAUGCGAAAUUGGUUAAAAGAGUAA
Messenger RNA from Spathaspora passalidarum NRRL Y-27907, 528 nucleotides. RefSeq names its product DNA replication protein (gene PSF3). The transcript has a single exon. The record is from RefSeq and is a predicted model, not a curated record. NCBI's taxonomy places the organism in Eukaryota, Fungi, Ascomycota, Pichiomycetes, Serinales, Debaryomycetaceae. Gene Ontology annotation, biological process: mitotic DNA replication initiation. Gene Ontology annotation, cellular component: GINS complex. The coding region runs from base 1 to 528 and encodes 175 amino acids.